UCUGUAUUCCCGCUGGCAACUAUGACUUCUACUGCUUGAGCGAUUCUCCCUCCUCUUGUCUCUCUCUUCUUCUCUGCCCUCUAGUCCGUUAAACCCUAACCCUAAUCUAUAACUCAUACCCUCAACGACCUAUACCCACGUCACAAUCCCUAUGCUAUAACACAACCCAAUUCGACAACAUGCUUCCUCAAUCCUUCAUAGUACUUUCUCUUCUUCUGUGUUCUUUGUCAACCCAUUUCUGGGUAUUAAAAUCUGAGGAAUCAUCUAUAUACGAUGUUCUUCGAUCCAAUGGGCUUCCUAUGGGUUUGCUUCCAAAGGGUGUGACGGACUUCACUUUGGACGAUUCUGGAAACUUUGAGGUCCAUUUGGAUCAGGCUUGCAAUGCCAAGUUUGAGAAUGAAUUACACUACGAUACAAAUGUUUCUGGCAAUUUGAGCUAUGGGCAGAUCGAUGGGUUGUCUGGUAUUUCUGCCCAAGAUUUGUUUCUGUGGUUCCCUGUGAAGGAAAUUCGGGUUGAUGUACCCACUUCUGGAUUGAUUUACUUUGAUGUUGGUGUUGUCUCUAAGCAAUUUUCUCUGUCUUCCUUUGAAACGCCGCGGGAUUGUAUGGUUGCUCAGCUGGAUGAUCUUCAAAGUGGGAGGUCCAAAGCUGAGACUUUAUCUAAGGGUCAACUGGCUCAGCUCCGAUACCGACUUCAUCAGAAAGCAUUCUCAAGGGCUAUUUUGUGAAUUGUGAGGGUCUAAGAUGAUGAUUCAGGAUGCACAACAACCAAUCAAGUCAGGAGUUCUAUUCAUUUCAGAGUGCUUGCUUGCGGUUUCUUGUAUAGUUCAGCCUUCAGAGUCUGGAAAGUAGUCUUCCCAGCUCCUUGUCUAGGCAAAAAUUACUGGUGAAUUGGAUUGUGAAGAAGGUCAGCAGAAGGCAAUAUGAAAGUCAUCGGCAUCUUAGAAAAGGUUAAAAAGACGCAUGAUGUAUGGAUACAGGAGCAUCGAGUCAGGGUGAUAAAACUGCACAAGUUUGUUUUGUAAAUUGAAUUCAUUAUGAAUGUGGACAUAAAAAUGGUUGUUGAUUCGAUUCUCUUUUUGUAGUACUAGUGUUAGACAAUGAGAUAUACAUACUUCC
Ilex paraguariensis (yerba mate) is the source of this 1119-nucleotide messenger RNA. The record is from the annotation of a GenBank genome assembly. NCBI's taxonomy places the organism in Eukaryota, Viridiplantae, Streptophyta, Magnoliopsida, Aquifoliales, Aquifoliaceae.